Messenger RNA from Scomber japonicus (chub mackerel), 1793 nucleotides. RefSeq names its product ras-related protein Rab-8A-like. The coding region runs from base 37 to 657 and encodes 206 amino acids. The record is from RefSeq and is a predicted model, not a curated record. Gene Ontology annotation, biological process: protein localization to plasma membrane; neurotransmitter receptor transport to postsynaptic membrane; protein secretion. Gene Ontology annotation, molecular function: GTPase activity; GTP binding. The transcript is spliced from 8 exons. Gene Ontology annotation, cellular component: plasma membrane; dendritic spine; endosome. NCBI's taxonomy places the organism in Eukaryota, Metazoa, Chordata, Actinopteri, Scombriformes, Scombridae.
GCUCCGCCGCGCGGGAUUUCCGCAAUAAUAUCAACUAUGGCGAAGACAUACGACUAUUUGUUUAAAUUGCUGUUAAUCGGGGACUCCGGUGUCGGCAAGACAUGUGUCCUGUUCAGAUUUUCGGAAGACGCCUUCAACUCGACCUUCAUCUCCACUAUAGGCAUCGAUUUCAAGAUUAGGACAAUAGAGCUUGACGGCAAGAAGAUAAAGUUACAGAUAUGGGAUACAGCUGGCCAGGAGCGUUUCCGAACAAUCACGACAGCCUACUACAGAGGAGCCAUGGGAAUCAUGCUUGUCUACGACAUCACGAACGAGAAGUCUUUUGAAAAUAUCAAGAACUGGAUAAGGAACAUUGAGGAGCAUGCAUCAUCUGAUGUGGAGAAGAUGGUCCUCGGGAACAAAUGUGACAUCAAUGACAAGCGGCAGGUGUCCAAAGACCGGGGAGAGAAGCUUGCUUUAGAGUAUGGGAUCAAGUUCAUGGAAACCAGCGCAAAGGCUAACAUCAAUGUGGAAAAUGCAUUUUUGACACUUGCCAGAGACAUCAAAUCAAAAAUGGACACAAAAUUGGAGGGCAACACGCCGCAGGGGAGCAGUCAUGGAGUCAAGAUCUCAGAGCCUCAGAAAAAGACUAGCUUCUUCCGCUGUAGCCUACUCUGAGGACAGAGGCCUACGAUACUGGCUGCCAGCUGGCUGGACAUAAAUGGACUGUGCUUGCUUUUAGCACUCCCCCCCUCCUCCUUUCUCCCAUCCAUGGCCAGUCCACACAAACCAUGAUACUCCCAUAAGUGGAGGACUCUCCCUCCUUUCUUCCUCUUCUGAAAGCUUCCAGUGGUGCAUCUCUUCCAUCUUAAGGAGAAAAGCUAUCUUCAGGGGUCAGACCACUUGACUGGUGAAGAACGCAACCAGGAGCACAUCUUCAGAUGUUCCAUAUCACACAGAUAACAGGCUCGUACUUCUGAUGUUAGUCUCUUUGUAUUACACGCUCAUAUUUCACACAGCCGGUAGCACAACUGUUAAAAGUUCCACAUUGGAGGGAGAAAUCGUUUAAUUAAUGUCAAGAGUUUGGGAUUGAAAUACAAAUGUGAUAUUUAGAUCUAUUUUUAUUAGUGCUCUUUCCCUUUUUAUGUGAUAAAUGUCAGCCAGAGACUGAUGGGCUUGAACUCCAGUUAAACAGAGUUGCGCACUUUCAUUUCAGCAGUUGAGAAUCAUACCGAGUCUAAUGAGCAUAACGCAGUCAAGGGAUCAGAGAGGAAUUGGAUUACAAGGUUUUCCAUUUGAUUUUUGCUCCUUUUCUUUGUGUGUAAUCAUUGACAAUCAUUUGCUGUGACCACAAAUGGGCAUUUCAUCUAGCCUUAAUCAUCACUGUUUAUGUCACAGAUAAACUGCCUCCAAUUCUUCGUAGCCUUUUCGUCUAAGCUUUCAAAAGCAGUUUAGCUCUUAAAAGAUCAGCAGAGCAUUGAUUCGGUGACAUUUCCCUGCCUAGUCUUUCUCCAUGAGAAAGUAUUCAACAUUCAUUGUUAACUAUUUAGUUGUAAGUACACAUUUUGGGAAUAUUUCCAGAAGUACUUCCUGUAUAAUUUCAGUUAACAUCUACAAUAUAAAAACAUCCGUCACUGGCUUUCUUGAUUAAUCACUUAACUGUUUGGUCUAUAAAAUCCAAAUUUCAUCUGACCAACAUCCCAAAACUGCCAAAAUAUUCGGUUCACUAUCAGAGAAAGAAAGGCAACAAAUCCUCACAUUUGAGUAGGUGGAACUAGCGAAUGUUUGGCAAUUUUGCUUGAAAAAAAAUUAAC